AUGGAAUUAAACCCUUAGAAACUCAAAGAAGAAGCCUUGUAAGAGCAAAGCGUUCUAAAGGAAAUAAGCGAAGAAGGUAUUUUGACAAUUACAUUAAAUAAGCCAAAGAAGUUCAACAGCUUAACAAUCGGAAUGUAUUAUGUCAUCAUUGAUUAUUUGAAUGAAGCAAACUCAGAUUCUAAAGUUAAGACAAUUAUUUUAAGAGGAAAUGGAAAAAACUUCUCAAGCGGAAAUGAUUUAUCCAACUUUGUUAGCUUUGCUGGAGAUAGAGAAUUUUAAAUUAAAGGAUCUCAAUUUUUUGGAAAUGAUUUGAUGAAAGUCUUUUGUGCUGCAUUUAUUAACUGCAAGAAACCAAUUAUUGCUGUUGUUUAAGGUUCUGUAAUUGGCGUUGCUUUUACUCUUUUGAUGUUAUGCGAUGAAAUUUAUUCAACUGAAGAUGCCUACUUUUAAGCACCUUUGGUCAAACUAGCAUAAGGACCUGAAAUGUGUUCAUCUUACACUUUCCCUCAAGUUUUUGGAUAUUAAAGAGCAUUUGAAAUAAUAGUAGGAGCAAAGACUCUUAAAUCUAGAGAUAUGCUAGAUUACAAAGUAGUUAAUUAAUUAUUUAAAACCUAUGAAGAAACUCUUCAAUAUGCUCAAUAAAGAGCUAAGGAAUUCUGUCAGCUUGACUAAGAAAGCGUUAUUUAAGCUAAAUCUCUUAUGAGAUGGGAUAGGGACAUUCUUCAUAAAGUUAAUCUUGAAGAAUGCAAAAACCUCAUUAACAGAUGGUCAAGUGAAAAUUUAAUUGAAGUCAUUAUGAAUUUCUUUUAAAGAAAAUAAAACUCUAAGCUUUGA
Messenger RNA from Tetrahymena thermophila SB210, 834 nucleotides. RefSeq names its product enoyl-CoA hydratase/delta3,5-delta2,4-dienoyl-CoA isomerase. The transcript is spliced from 4 exons. NCBI's taxonomy places the organism in Eukaryota, Ciliophora, Oligohymenophorea, Hymenostomatida, Tetrahymenidae. The record is from RefSeq and is a predicted model, not a curated record.